Molecule: messenger RNA, 4208 nt
Organism: Bombus impatiens (common eastern bumble bee)
Lineage: Eukaryota; Metazoa; Arthropoda; Insecta; Hymenoptera; Apidae
Product: acyl-CoA Delta(11) desaturase
Exons: 7
Coding region: 2056-3162 (368 amino acids)
Biological process (GO): unsaturated fatty acid biosynthetic process
Cellular component (GO): endoplasmic reticulum membrane
Molecular function (GO): iron ion binding; stearoyl-CoA 9-desaturase activity
Source: RefSeq, a predicted model, not a curated record
CCGUGUCUAGUCGGCGUGUUUCGUGGCGGCGUGAGUACACGCGCACGGAACGAGCGAGUUUGUUACUCGAGGCGCGCGAGUUUGCCAUCAGGACAGUGUUUAUUCCACGCGGAUCGCGGAACGAAGCAUGGAACCGGUUAGAAAUAACACGGAGGGACAGGUGUCACACUGUAAUCCAUUUCUACCACAUAUCUAAAUACUUUCAUCCAAUCGACAUCCGAAAUUCUUCGAAAAAGUUCUCCUUAUUUCGAAGAAUCUUCGUCGCUAUCAGAUAUCGCUGUAACUGAUACGAUGUCGCGAUCGUAAGACUACAAUUUCCAGAAUUUCCAGUUGCGAGUUAUCAUGAUCCAAUUGAUCGAGUUGAAAGAGCCGCGAAACACCUGAAGAGAACACCUGUGUUAAAUUCUACGUAUCCGUCGUGAUAGUAGCCGCGUCAUUGCAGGUGUUUCAAUUCGGUUCUAAUCAGAUGCUUAGAGAAAUCUGCUUUCCGAAAGUUUCUCGGAGUUUUCAAGGUGAAAAAGUACAAAAUCGUAUCGAAGAAGCGGAUAUUAUGAUUCAUAAGCGAUCAGAUAAUCUUAUUAAAUGGUGAUUUAAUGUGAACUGAUAAAUGCUAUGAAAUGCUUCUCUGGCGCGAAGCUCCUCCGAAUUUCGAAAUAAGACGUGUUUAAUGGAGAUUUGGGAAAACCAUGUUUAAGAGUCAAGCAUGUUAUAGUGAGUGAUAGAUCGGAUAAUCAUUGAAAUAGUGAUACAACACGAUAUGAUAAAUAUGACGAUGAAUCGUUUGAUCUGAGAAUCAAUUAAAUAACGAAGUUUGAUACGGAUAUAUAAUGCGAAUUUUGAUGGAUUUUGCUGCAUGUGGGUAUUUGACAGAGAAUUAUAUUGGAAAGGAUCGAAUAUUAGAGGAAAAAAUGAUUCAUAAAGUGGUGUCGUCAUACGAGUGAAAGGUAAACAGGUGCAACUCAUAACCACUAUGAUAAGUUUCUACCUUUUUCUUCGUUAAAUUGAUAACGAAUAAAGAAAGCGUAUAGAAACAUAGACGAGACAACGAACCAAUAUCUCUUAUCGACUUCUACGUACUUCUUGAAUAUCUAGUUCUACCGUCAAUUUACGUAAGUACGUAUGAGAGUUUACACACACGUCAGUUUAAUUGAUCCACGCCUUGCCUUGACAAUUUGUAAGAGUCAAAGCGGAAUCUUUUUCUUAUCUGGCUUGAGUGACCUCGAAAGUUGUUGACAAGGAUUGGCCUCUUCAGACUGGUUCAGUCACGGCAAGUAGUUCAAGUAUAUUUAAGUACACAGCAAAUAAAGUUAAAUUUACACUGUAUCAUUGCGGAUGAUCACUAUGAACGAUUCAUAAAAAAACAUCGUUUUUAUUCUCGUUUCAUCCGCAAUGAUCCUUCAAAGCUAGCAAUGUAAAUUCAGCUUUACUUGCUACUUGGCUAAACUACUAACCGUGUUCCAAUCAGCCUGCAAUGUGGGAUAUCCUAACUGCGUCCGACGCAAUCUUAUCGUAGAGGAGAAUUAAAGACGAUCAAUAUUAUUAUCGAUAUUUAUGGUUCUCAACAUUAUCCUACGUAAGAGUCUUUCUAGACCAUCGAUAUAUACAUCUAUCAAUAUAUUGACGAUACAAUGUCGAAAAUCUUAAAUAUUUUGGUAAUAAUAUUAAUCUAAACGCCCCUUUAGAUCCUAAUUACACGAACGAUAUCGCAACGCCCAUCUGCGCCAGUCGAAUGACAAUACCUCCGCGAGGUACGUAUUCGAUGCACGCUAAUAUGAUAGACGACUAUGCCGAUACCAUGGACAGCGAUGUUUCUAUUUUUCGAGUAUAUUUUUAGAUCGACGUCUGGUUAGAUUUGGCUUGAAGAGAUACGUGAAAAUAUCGACGUGAUCCGCUGGAUCAUCAUCAGCUGCAUAGAAAUAUUUUUCGUCCACCCAACUGAUAUCACCACCUUCGAGAGAAGCUACGAUGCAAGAAAUAAAUUUGAAUAACAUCUGAAUAUAUUUCUUCUCCAUUGAAUUAGAAUUUUCUGACGAAUUCGUGAAAAGUGAAAUAAAAAUGUCUCCGAGCAAGGAUCGAGUUCCAGCCACCGCGUGCGAAGUGUCGCAAUUGAAAGAUGAAUAUAAGGAAAACGAUUCGAAGAAUCGUAAGUUGGCUGAAACAGACGACUAUUUAGCGGUUGACGAAACUUAUCGUAGCAGUAAAGUGGAAUAUGUUCCUCGUAUCACGUGGCCGGAUUUCAUCGCGUUAGUUUUCGUUCACGUAGGCUGCAUUUACGGGUUGUACCUUAUCUUCACCGAAGCCAAGCUUCUUACCACGUUAUGGGCGUUCGUGGUUAUAUACACUUCCGGAUUCGGUAUAACCGCGGGGGCGCACAGGUUGUGGUCCCACAGGGCGUAUAAAGCGAAAUGGCCUCUUCGAUUCUUACUAAUAUUACUAUUCACCAUAACUGGACAAAAACACGUAUACGCGUGGGCGUUGGACCACAGGGUACAUCAUAAGUACAGCGAAACCGAUGCGGAUCCCCACAACGCGAAAAGGGGUUUCUUCUUCGCCCACGUGGGCUGGCUUUUUACAACACCUCAUCCUGAUGUUGUGGCAAAACGAAAAGCAGUGGACAUGAGCGACUUGGAAGCUGAUCCACUUGUCAUGUGGCAAAAAAGAUACUACAUACCUCUGUUUGCCCUUUUAACCAUUGGAUUUCCGGUCGGCGUGCCUUGCUACUUCUGGUCAGAAUCUGUCUGGACAUCUUUCUGGGUGAAUUUCAACUUCCGUUUCUGCGUUACGCUCAACAUAGCCUUCUUCGUGAAUAGCGUGGCUCACAUGUGGGGCCAGCGACCUUACGAUAAAUACAUCUCUCCAGUGGAGAACGUGGUGGUUUCGAUAGCGGCCCUAGGCGAAGGUUGGCACAACUUUCAUCACGUAUUUCCGUGGGAUUACAAGACUGGAGAACUUGGAAACUACACGUUCAACUUGACCACGGGCUUCAUCGACGCUUUUGCACACAUCGGUUGGGCUUACAAUCGCAAAUACGUGUCACCAGCGAUGGUUCGGCGCAGAGCGAUCAGAUCUGGCGAUGGCAGUCAUGUUUGGGGCUACGGUGAUGCCGACAUUCCAAUUGAGGAUCUCCAGGAAUUAAAACAGAUGGACAGGAAGAAAGAGUGACAAUGUAUUUGUAGUGAUUACACGUCGACAUUAUGUUCCUUUUAUUUCCGCGAGUGUUGUGAUCAAUUGAACGUACAGGAGUGUGUGACACGAAUUAUGAAUCACCAUGUUGUUAUUUUUUCUUGUUUCGUUCGGUGAAUUUUAUAUGUUAUUGUUUUAUAUGUGUAUAUAUAUAUACAUACAUAUAUAUGUGUAUGUGUGUGUGUAUGUUAUUGUUGUAAGUAUUAUACGUAUCGAGCAGAAGUUGCUUCAGUGUGACGAAAUCGAUAAAUGUAUCAAGCGUAUCAAUGUAUCAAUGGUGGUGAUAGCCACUCUAUGCCAUUAGACGAACAAUAAUAUUGUCAAUAUUUCAAGGUUCUUAACGAAAAUGUGGUUUGUCAAUAAAUAUUGACACUAUAUAUUGAUCCUUUUAGUUGAGAACCUUGAAGUAUAAUGUAUAUGGAAAGUCUGUAAAACCCCUUUAGAUCUUCAUGCUCGAUCAUCUAUCGCUCUAACCGUCUUCCAACGGUUCCUGCUUUGUUUCUACGAUUCUUGAUCGCGCAUUACUCUUACGAAUUUGUGUCUCCUUUUAAUUUAUUCUUUCCCAGUGACACGAGAAAUUCGAAAAUAUCGGUAUUUUUAAAUAUUUCUAAACAAAUUAAUAAUUUCAAUAUUGAAUAAUACAUUUCCAACUAUUUUCAAAUACGAUUAAGCGAAGAAAAGAAAACUGAGAAAAUUUUCGUCAUUGGGCUUGGGAUUUUAAAAAUCCUCCCGCAUUGAACGUAUUAAGAAACUUGGAAGAUGUCAGGUGAAUUUCGUCUCUUAUGAUAGCUUCUAUUUGGAUGUAUAAUCUUCACCAGACUGUUGGUAGAAGAAUUCACUAUGUGUUCUUUGGAGUAAUUUGCAACUUUUCGUACUUGAAAAAUUUGUAAGUCGGUCUCAUAAGUUAAUGAACCUAUCGUUAAUCGAUUUUGAGUCGAUUAAGACAAGCUGUCUUUCCGAGCAUAAUGUACAAAAUAGUUUCUAUUUUUAAAUAAGAAAUAAAAUAUAUGUACGAUGUGAAUGAA